Hevea brasiliensis (rubber tree) is the source of this 609-nucleotide messenger RNA. RefSeq lists its product as uncharacterized. The coding region runs from base 1 to 609 and encodes 202 amino acids. NCBI's taxonomy places the organism in Eukaryota, Viridiplantae, Streptophyta, Magnoliopsida, Malpighiales, Euphorbiaceae. The transcript is spliced from 2 exons. The record is from RefSeq and is a predicted model, not a curated record.
AUGACUAUUGAAAUAUUGACUGGCUCUAACUUCAAGACAUGGAAGAGAGAUGUUAAACUUGCUAUGGAGUUAGUAAAUGUUAAUCUUGCUAUGGUAACUCCUAAGUCUACUGAUCUUACAGAUGCUAGUUCUGAUACAGAAAAGCAAGUGUCAAUUCUAGAGCAUUUGCUAAGUGGUCUUUUAGAAACUACUAUAGCAAAAGAAUUUCUCACUAUAGUAUCUCAGAGGUACAAAGUAUCAAUCAAUGCUGAGAUUGGUACACUCUUGAAACAACUAUAUUCAAUGAAGUAUAAUGACGUUGGAGGAGUUAGGGAGUACAUUCUGAUAAUGGUCCAUAUUGAAAAUAAACUAAAAAAUCUAGACGUUAUUCUUCUAGAUGCUUGCAUUGUCCAUCAAGCCUUGAAUACUCUACCUCUAGAGUUUGGGACAAAUAUAACAACUUACAAUUCAAAGGAAGAACCCUGGAAUGUCAACAAUUUCAUUGCCAUAUGUGCUGUUAAGGAAGACAAACUGAAGGCAAAGCAUUCUAGUACUAUUCUGCUUGUGUCUAUACCUCACCAAAAGAAGAAAGGUAAGAAAUUCAAGGCUUCUGCUCCUAGUAUUGUUUAA